Striga asiatica is the source of this 2847-nucleotide messenger RNA. The record is from the annotation of a GenBank genome assembly. NCBI's taxonomy places the organism in Eukaryota, Viridiplantae, Streptophyta, Magnoliopsida, Lamiales, Orobanchaceae.
AUGAUGAUGAGUGCACCAAAACCUUCUAUCCUCGCAGCUUUGUCUUUAGCCCUUCUUUUCAUAUACUUCAAACUAAGCAACUGUAUCAACUGCCACGAAAUUGAAAAACAAUCACUUUUAAGCUUCAAACAAUCUCUAAAUGGCUCCGUAAACGUGUUGUCUUCUUGGGAUGCUAAAUUUGAUUGUUGCAAGUGGAAAGGUGUUGUUUGCAGCAACUUAACUGGCCGAGUUCUUCAACUCCAUCUCCAAGGUAAUUCUUUAGGUGGCAAAAUAAACUCAUCCUUGCUCAACUUGAAGCAUUUGAAAUAUCUUGACCUGAGCCAAAACAAGUUUGAGGAAGAAAUCCCAUUUUUCGUUGGAUCUCUCACAAGCCUCGAGUACUUGAAUCUAUCAUUUGCUGGAUUUUAUGGAAAUAUUCCCCACAAUAUUGGAAAUCUUUCAAAUUUGCACUCUCUAAGUUUGGGUACUUCAGAACAACUGCUGAAUGCUGAUGGUCUUGAAUGGUUGUCGGAACUUCGUAAACUAGAGCACCUCAACAUGAAUGGUGUGAACUUCAGCAAAGCAACCAACUGGGCACAACAGGUUAUCAACGAACUUCCUUCUUUAGUCGAGCUGCAUUUGAGUGGAUGUAAUCUUAAUUUUAUGGCUCCUCUGAAUGAUGUUAAUAUCAGCCGUUCUAAUUUAGCAACUCUUGAUCUCUCCUGGAACUACAAUUCCCUGUCUUAUGCCAUCAUUCCUCUGUGGGUUUUUCAACUCAGCAACCUUAUCUAUCUUGAUAUGAGCUCCAACUUAUUCGAAGGCCAAAUUCCAACUAUGAGCAACACCACAAAACUCCAAAAAAUUGAUCUCUCCAAUAACAAAUUGAAUUCUAGCAUUCCAGAGUGGCUCUACUCCUGCAAACACCUCCAGUACCUCGAUUUAAGUUUCAAUCAACUUUCUGGAAAAAUACCAAGAGAAAUUGCAAACUUGUGCAAUAUUCAGACCUUGAAUUUAUUUUAUAAUAAUUUGGGUGGAGAGAUAUGGGAUUCAUUUGGAAACAUGUCCGAUUGUUUCUUAGGAUCUUUGAAAUCUUUAAAUUUGUCUUUGAAUCAUUUCUCCGGUCAUCUGCCUCCUCAAUUUGGAGAAUUUAGGAGUCUUCGAUCCCUUCAUCUUUUUGGAAACUCAUUGUCCGGUGUAAUUCCAAACGAAAUAGGGAACUUGCUUUCUCUUGAAUGGUUAGAGUUGGGUAGUAACAAAUUGACAGGGGUUGUGACUGAAACCCACUUUGCCAAUCUCUCUAAUUUAAAAGUCUUGGAUGCCUCUGGAAAUCAGUUGAGUUUGAAAGUCAGUCCAAAUUGGAUUCCACCAUUCAAACUAGAGUCGCUUAGUCUAGGGUCUUGGGACUUGGGAACAGACUCUCGAAUUCCGUCAUGGCUUGAGACUCAGAAAGAGAGUAUAUCCAGUCUUGAUCUGUCAUGGACUGGAGUUUAUGGAAACGUUCCAAGCUGGUUAUGGAGUUUAGAUAUUCUCGACCUUUCUCAUAACCAACUCGACGGCAACAUUCCAGUCACCAGUUGUUCAUUUCUCGACUCGAGUUCCAAUAAAUUUAGUGGUCCAUUGCCUCGAAUUGGAAAAAAUGCUUUUCACUUAAAUCUCUCUAAUAACUUAUUAUCGGGAGAUUUAUCACAACUUAUCUGCAACACAACACCCAAUGCUAUGCAAUUCCUUUAUCUUGAGGGAAACCACCUGUCUGGAGAGUUACCUGAUUGUUUCAUGAAAUGGCAAUCAUUGAUAGCGUUGAACUUAGGCAACAACAAAUUGUUUGGAAAAAUACCGAAUUCCAUAGGAUUUCUUAAUUGGUUAGAGGCUUUGACUCUACACAGCAACAACUUCUCUGGCCACUUACCUUCUUCAUUGCAAAAUUGCGCGAACCUAGUGAAGAUUGACUUUUCUGAUAACAAUCUUGGUGGAGACAUACCGAAAUGGAUUGAUACAAGAUUUAACAAGCUGAGGUUUCUCAUUUUGCGGUCAAACAAUUUCAGUGGUGAAAUUACUCCAUCCAUUUGUCAGCUAACCUCUCUUCAAAACUUGUAUCUCUCUCAUAACGGACUUUCAGGGAGAAUGCCUACUUGCCUCAACAAUCUUACCGCAUUGACUGAAGAAGGAAUUUCGGAUACUGUUGCUGAUAUUUCUACAUAUAAGGAAAGGGCAUCAAUUGCCACAAAGGGACGAGAACUCACUUAUGGCUCCACUCUCUUUCUGUUUAAAAAUAUUGACCUUUCUAUGAACAAUUUGUCUGGUGAUAUCCCAAUGGAGAUAACAAGUCUAGUUGAACUCAGAUCACUUAACCUGUCACGAAAUCAUUUAACAGGAUCAAUCCCAGACAACAUUGGAAACAUGAAGCAACUCGAAUCUCUUGAUUUCUCUAUGAAUUCACUCUCUGGCAACAUUCCAGGUAGCAUGUCAAUCAUGACUUCUUUGAAUUACUUGAAUCUGUCAUAUAACCACUUGACAGGGACAAUCCCACAAAGCACCCAAAUUGGGAGCUUCAACGAAUCAAGCUUCGUUGGCAACAAUCUUUGUGGCUUUCCACUAAGGAUUUCUUGCAAAAAUGAUGGUAAUGUUUCUGUCCCGACACACAUGGAGAAUCAAGGCCAAGAAAGUAAAAAGCGAGAGAUUGAUUGGUUUUACGUAUUCCUAUCUUUAGGGUACGCUCUUGGGGUUUGUGCUGUCCUCUCUGCAUUGUUUUUUAAGAAGAAAUGGAGGGAAUCUUAUUAUGGGUUCUUUCAGAAACUGUGGGACUGUGUUUAUGUGUAUUUCAUUAUCCAAUGGAGGAGGCUCAUGAGAGUGUUGGGUCGAAAUCCCUAA